Solea senegalensis (Senegalese sole) is the source of this 3527-nucleotide messenger RNA. RefSeq lists its product as uncharacterized. Gene Ontology annotation, molecular function: oxidoreductase activity. The record is from RefSeq and is a predicted model, not a curated record. NCBI's taxonomy places the organism in Eukaryota, Metazoa, Chordata, Actinopteri, Pleuronectiformes, Soleidae. The coding region runs from base 1914 to 2975 and encodes 353 amino acids. The transcript has 4 exons.
AAUGCUGCUUUGUUAUGUUUUCCCCUUCACAGAACUAAGAUGCAGGGUUAAGACGCGGGUUAGCUGAGUUCAGGGAGACCGCAAUGACGAAGGUGGCAUGCCUCUAACUGGGUUACAUGGUCAUUUAUCCUACCCACACUACACAUUUAAUCUCUGAGAGCUUCAGCUGUUUGCAGAGAGGAUGGGACUUGUUGUUUUCCUCCAAAUUAACUUCUCCAAGAAAAAUGGAUCCAGAUUCAAGUAAGCGACUCAGAGGAAGCUGGGUAACAAAGAUCUGUUUAUUCAGUCCUCGCAGCAAUAGCACCUGGAAAGUUCGACUAGCAAGAAUACCAAAAAUAGAAAAGGUCGGGGGAGUGGUUUCAGCUAUCUGUGGGCGUGAGGGCUCGGAUUUGACCAGUGAACAAAAGUGGUUUGUGUAGAGGGGGUGUGCUUCCUUAGGGAGGGAGAGUUGAAUGCAACAAUGAAUGUAUAUCUCAGAGGUUUGCGGUAUGAAUCAGAUGGUAUGAAGACUGGGAAUCUGAGGGGGUAGCGUGUACAUGUGUUGGCACUAACGGCUUUUUAAUGUGUUUGUGAGCUUUCAGUGCUACUGGGUGUUUUGCUCUGGCCACACUCCCUGGCUCCAGAGACACGGAAAAUCACCUAAAUCCAACCACCUUCCCUGGGCCAGUUUGACUUCAGAGGAUUAGAUCACAUCUCGUCACUGUGGUCAUAACAGAAAUAACUACAGCAAUACCCACUGCAGUGUAAUUUUACUUCAACAAAUAUUCUUUGAUCACGGACAGUGGUGAGGCUUUUGCUCCAUCGUCGCAGCUCAGACAGACACGGUGUCUUAUUGUGAUCAAACACUAAAACCAUGGGUUUUAGUAGAAAAAAUCCUCACGCUGUUUGAACAGAAACACUUUUCACAUGCUUAAUUUGAUUAUGUCCAAAGUUCUUUUGAAAAGGAGCAACCAUGAUAAGAAUUUAGGUCGAAUCCCAAUUCCAAUUAACAGUUUUUAUUUUCUAGUCAUUAUAGAAUUCAUCUUUUGUUUGUAUAUUUUUACACCCAUGUGUGGUGUAUUUCUGCUUUUUCCUCAUCUCUGUGACUACAGGCCCUUUUUUGCAGAUAUUUUGACACAGGGUUUGAAUAAUCAAAUAGUUUUGGGUGGCUUUGCUGUUGCACUGUCCUGAUUUACUUGAACUGAACAGAGGCAGGGCCUUUCUGCAUGGAGUUUGCACGUUCUCAAAGUGUGUGUGGGGGUUUUCUCCAGGUUCUCUGUUUUCCUCCCACUGUCCAUGAACAUGCAGCGGUUAUUUGAAGACUCUAAACUGCUAAGGUGCUAACUCCAAAGUGAAUUUGUGUUGGCCCCGGUGAAUGGCGACCUGUCCAGGAUGUUUCCUUUCGUGUCAGCUGGGGUUGGCUCCAGUGACCCGCGACUCUCAUGUGGGUGAUAAAGCGGUAGAUGGAUGAACAGAGCCACUCUUAUAGUGGUCAUUCUCAUUCGAUGCGUAUUUGCAUUGGUUUUCAUUUGUUUUCAUUAAUUCAGUCUACUGCUUGUUUGGUUUGAGGCCCGUUGGUUUACAACUUCUUAGAAAGCACUGUUUUUUUGUAUUUAACUUACUUGGGGCCACCAUUUCACACAUUUUAAGUCAAAACUGCAAAUUUUCCCAAUUUGCUCAUGGUAGACUAUGAAUAAGAAUCCUUCUUUGUGUGUGAUGUACGAUGACGUUUUUAGGAUGCAAUCUUGAAAAAAACGUGCUGUCUAAUCUUCUGAGAAACAAGAGUACUUGGGGCAUGUUGACUUUGGGGCUAUUGCGCUGCACACAUCACAUGAAAACCUGAACUAAUUGUGUAAAAUGCACUUUGACACAUUCAACGGAAAAUCAGCCUUCACAGUGAAGAGUUACUGUGUAUAUAUUGUGUGCUUGGCUGCAUGAGAAAACAGAUCUGGGACACAGUGGCUCACAGACGCCUCGCAGAAAUGAACACGACUCUCUUCAUUGGACAAGUCAUCGGCAUUGUCCCCAUCUGUGCUGUCCUGCUCUUCCUCCUCUCCAAGAUGGUUUUACGCCACCGCUGUAUCCAUGUGCAGGGCGGUUAUGGCUACGGUGUGCUGAUAACAGGCUGUGAUAGCGGCUUUGGACACCAGCUGGCUCGAUGCUUGGACCAGAAGGGGUUUGUGGUGUUUGCCGGUUGCUUGUAUCCAGACGGAAUCGGAGCCAUGAGCCUGUCCAGACAAAGUUCCAGUCAUCUGAAAAUCCUCAAACUGGACGUCACCAAGGAUGAAGACAUACAGCAAGUGAAGAAGACGGUUUUGGAGAACCUGCCUCAGAAAGGUCUGUGGGCAGUUGUUAACAACGCUGGAAUCACAGACUGGGCCGAGAUCGAGUGGAGCCAUUUUGAAGAUUUCCGCCACAUAAUUGACAUCAACCUGUGUGGCUGCAUCAGGACCUCCAUUGCAUUCCUGCCUCUGGUUCGUGCCGCUAAAGGUCGGGUGGUGUUUGUCUCGAGCAUUUUCGCCUUCUUCAAUUGCCUGAACAUGGGAGCAUACAGUGUGUCAAAGCGCGGUCUGGAGGCCUUUGCUGAUUGCCUGAGACUUGAAAUGGCAAGUUUUGGUGUGAAGGUGAGCAUCAUUCAGCCGGGAAACUUCGGUCAAGCCACAAACAUCUUGAGGAUAAAAUCGGGCCUGGACAUCUGGGAGAAACUAGACAAUGAGCAAAAGCAGAUCUUCAACCAGCAGUACUUUGAGCUGGCGAGUGAGUACUUCAUGUCCACAUGCAAAAAGGGAUUCAAGGACACCACGCUGGUCAUUGAUGCCAUGCUGCACGCCAUCACGUCCUCACAGCCCAAAUACAGAUAUCUGCUGGCUUCUGUGAUGGACAGGUUCUUCUUCAAACUCUAUCCGUUCAUGCCCACGGUCCUCACAGAUGCUAUGUUUUCGCUCAGCUCCAUGUAUGCUAAACGCAGAGACAUGCUUUACGCCAAAAACAUUUGAAUAAAUUAGAAAUAUUUCCUAUCAUGUGUUAAUUAUCCUUAUAUUUAAGAUUUAAAACACGUGAACAUUGACCCAUAUAGCAAAUAAGUGUGAAACACAUAACCCCACGGUAAUGUCACCAAUUCCUCUUUUUCUUCUAGUAAGUCUUACAGCCAGGUGUAAUGCUGCCCUCCACAGUUCAAAGUUCUCAAUUACAGUUUCCUUGAAACUCAACUCUUAAUCUGCCAAAGAAAUCCACAAUAAAUGAUUUUCUCAAAAUCGAUGUAGUUAUAUAACUUAUAUUAGAAUUCUUUUAGUUGGAAAGAUUUUGUAUUCAGUUUCUUUUUACUAGUUUUAUUAGUUUUAGUGACAGACCCCUCAAUUAUCAUUCUUUUUAUAUUUUUUUAAUGUAAUACUGGAAGGAUGGAAUGAAUACUUCAAGUGUAAGUGAAGGUCACACACAAUAAUUGGUACUUUAAUCUGUAAAAGCUGUUUUAUUCCUAAACAAUUGUUGCUUUAAAACUGCGUACAUGUGUUCUGUAUAUUCUGGAUAUGUUCCAAUAAAGUGACUGA